AACAAAGCCGAAAGAAGAAGAGUUAGAACACUCGUAAUGGUACAUAAAGAUACUUCAAAGCUUGAAGAAGAGGCUCAUGGAGUAAAUUUACAAAAAGAGAAAGAGAAGACUACAAAAGAGCAUGUUCCCAUUUAUUUCCAUCCAACUUUAAAUCCUUCUGGAUUACCACCACCUGGCGUUUCAGUUGAUGAUGAGAAGGAAGGAUCUUUCGAAGAUGAUAGUGGAAGUGAAUUCUCAGAUUAUGAUUCUGAAGCUGAAGCUAAGCAGGAAUCAGAUGAAGAUAUUCCAUUACCUCCAGGCUCACCACCUACGAAAGAAUCCGAUGAUGAACUACCGGAAUUACCUCCGGAUUUACCACCUGGACCACCGCCAAGAUCUAAUACAAAUAUGUCAUCAUAUUCUCCACUCAUGGCGAUACCAUCACAUCCUUCGCCAUUUGGUUUUAAUCAUCAAGGUUCACUAUUUCCCCCACCACCUGGGACUUUUGUAUUUAAUCCUCUUGGAUCGCCAAGUCAUCAAAGACCAAACAUGAGGACACCUCCACAUCCAACAUUUGGACCAGGACCCAUUCCAUUCUCAAGAGGUCCUCCACUAACAGCAUCAAUGCAUCCAAUACAGGGUCAAGGCUAUCCCGUGAGACCUUCGGAUGCGCCACAUCCUAGGCCUCCGCCUUUUAGUUCACAGGUUUCUCAUUAUGGCCCACCGCCUCAGAUACCGGGCGGCAAUAACAACAUCUCUUCACGAUCAUUUUCGCCAUCAACAAUAUCAAAUAACGCUCAACUUGCGAAAGCCAGUGCAGCAACUGCAACGCCCAUCAUUCAGGCAGCACCUCAAGUUAGGAACCUUCAAAAAGAACUAACGACCCUUAUACCAACUGCUCUACUUAGAAAGAAAGCAGCCGCUAAUAAACCUAAAGUAGCAAUACCCGUUGUUAAUGCUGCACCUAAUAUUGAUGAUGGUUUAGUAAACGAAUUAUCAACCGUUACACCUACCAAAAGGUCUGCAUCUACUACAAUACAUUUAUUACAAGAACAAAAACCAUCAGAAGUAGAUUCCUCACAAUCAAACGGGGGAAUUAUAUCAAGUAGUGCGCCACCACCUACAAAGAAAGCAAAGAAGAAGAAAGCUGAUGAAUAUGAGAAGUUUAUGGCAGAGAUGCAAGAUUUAUUGUAG
This is a messenger RNA of Funneliformis geosporum, 1173 nucleotides long. NCBI's taxonomy places the organism in Eukaryota, Fungi, Glomeromycota, Glomeromycetes, Glomerales, Glomeraceae. The record is from the annotation of a GenBank genome assembly.